Messenger RNA from Effrenium voratum, 1497 nucleotides. Lineage: Eukaryota; Dinophyceae; Suessiales; Symbiodiniaceae. The record is from the annotation of a GenBank genome assembly.
AUGCGUAGUGUGAUGCGGAACUGGAACGGAACGUCCCGGCGGCGGGCGCGGACGGUGCUCGCCGUCGCGGCGCUGUUCGGGCUCGCCGGCUGCACAUCGCUGAGCAAUAUGGGGCUGGACGAGGAUCUGGCGCCGUCCGCGCGUCCGGUCAUCGCCGACAAUGUGCGCUCCGGCCGGCUUGCCCGGAUCGGCGCUGCCCAGCAUCCGCGCAUCCUUGCCUCCUAUGGCGGCGAAUAUUCCGACAUGCGGCUCGAACGCAUGGUCGCCGGCAUCGUCGGUCGUCUGGUCACGGUCUCCGACAAUCCCAGCCAAGUCUAUCAGAUCUCGAUCCUCGAUUCGCCGGUGAUCAACGCCUUCGCGCUGCCGGGCGGCUAUCUUUAUGUCUCGCGCGGGCUGCUCGCCGUCGCCAACGAUUCGGCGGAACUUGCGGCCGUCAUCGCCCAUGAAAUGGCCCAUGUGACCGCAAACCACGGCGUCUUGCGUCAGCAGCGCGAAGCCGAGGCCGUCCUGGCGAGCCGCGUCGUUUCCGAGGUCCUGUCCGACAAGGCAGCCGGCCAGCGCGCGCUGGCGCGCGGCAAGGUGGCGCUGGCCCAGUUCUCGCGCAACCAGGAGCUGGAAGCGGAUGGCAUCGGCAUCGCGGCGAUGGGCGAAGCGGGCUUCGACCCCUAUGCGGCAGCCGAUUUCCAGGCCGCGAUGAGCGCGUUCAACGCCUUCAACAGCGGGACGGACGCACAGGUAAACAGCCUCGACUUCCUGUCGACCCACCCCUCGACGCCGCAGCGCGUGGCAUUGGCGCUCGGCCAUGCGCGCAAAUUCGGUGCGCGCGGAGUCGGCGACCGCAAUCGGCAGGCAUAUCUGGCGGGCAUUGACGGCAUGCUGUUCGGCGACAGCCCCGAUGAGGGUUAUGUGCGCGGCCGCACCUAUGCCCAUGCGGAUCUGGGCAUCGCGUUCGAGUUUCCGCCCGGUUUUGACAUCGAAAACCGGCCCGAGGCCGUGCUUGCGGCCCGCGCAAGCGACGGCGCCGGCAUCCGCUUUGACGGCGUCGAGGUGCCGCCGCGCCAGUCGCUGACCGACUAUCUCGCCAGCGGCUGGGUGGAGGGUCUUGAUCCGUCGACCGUUCGCGCCGUAUCGAUCAACGGUCUGGACGGCGCGGCCGCGCGCGCCCGUGUCGGCCGAUGGGAUUUCGACGUCACGGUGGUGCGGGGCGGCGGGCAGGUCUAUCGCAUCCUGGUGGCGGUGCCGGUCGGGUCGGGCGCGCUCGACGCGCUGGCGCAGAACAGCCGGACGGGCUUCCGGAUGCUGUCGGCCGCCGAAAAGGCCAGCCUCAAGCCGCUGCGCAUUCGCAUCGUCCGAGCCGGCAAUGGCGACACGGUGGAGAGCCUGUCGCAGACCAUGCUGGGCACGACCGACGGGCCGGGCUUCUUCCGCGUGCUGAACGGUCUCGAGCCGGGCGAGGCCAUCGUCGCCGGUCAGUACUACAAGACCGUCACCUACUAA